AUUUGUUCAAGUUCACACCUUUCUCGAGGAACCUCAAGUGCAACCAUGAAGUGGAUUCUUCUGUUAGGUCUGACAGUGCUUGCCAUCGGAGCGACAUGUGGAGCACCGUUUCCUAACAUUGAAACCGAAAAGAUGCAAAACAAUGUUAAACGAUCUCGUCGUUCCUCUGCUCCAAUCGUGAUAACUAAUAGCUUACCUAAUCCUUUUAUGGAUUUGGUAAUGGAUACCCUAAUUAAAUUGGAUGAACUGUACAGUGCUCUGAAUUCUACAUGGACACCCGACCAAAAAGUAGUACCUUUGAGAAUAGAAACCUUUUUAGAAAUAAAAGUAAACAAAGAUGCAGUAGAUCAAUUUUUUAAGAACAUUAAAGUGCUGACUAACGUGGGCAAACGCUGGCCCAAACAUGUGGAACAUGUCCCUUUUGCUGAAGGUGAGAAGGAAUCUGAGAAACUUCUAGAGAUAAUCGUGGAGAAAGAUAGCUCCGAUAACACUGAGAGUGUGUCGAUCAAAGAUAAUGAUAAAGAUAAUGUUGACACGUUAUUAAAAGAGGAAACGUCAGAAAAUGCGCGUUCUAGUGGGCUUCUGAACCUUUUUGGUUUUCGUUCAUAGACGUGAAACAGUACAAAACAAACGAAGAGUCAGCGUCAUUCCAUGUACAACGGAAGCCGCAAGCUACGGAUCAACCAGGAAGCAACUAACCACGCAAUAACGCACAAUCGAACGUUAAUAAACAAAUCGGCUCAAAAGAACGAUGAGGCUGUUUGUCUCGCAAUUAUAAAGUUUGUAAUCUGAAUUUUUUUACACAAUACUUGUUCUAUUUCUAUAUAAUUUUGUGAGU
Pseudomyrmex gracilis is the source of this 838-nucleotide messenger RNA. RefSeq lists its product as uncharacterized. The coding region runs from base 46 to 609 and encodes 187 amino acids. The transcript has 3 exons. NCBI's taxonomy places the organism in Eukaryota, Metazoa, Arthropoda, Insecta, Hymenoptera, Formicidae. The record is from RefSeq and is a predicted model, not a curated record.